Molecule: messenger RNA, 1194 nt
Organism: Wallemia mellicola CBS 633.66
Lineage: Eukaryota; Fungi; Basidiomycota; Wallemiomycetes; Wallemiales; Wallemiaceae
Exons: 3
Coding region: 382-1194 (270 amino acids)
Source: RefSeq, a predicted model, not a curated record
CUGACCGUAGGCCAAAACUGUUACGUUAUAGCCGUCUAUGAAACUUUCGACUAAUUUCUCUACGUUAUCGUUAUAAACGACGUCCUGCGUAUCAGAGGGUCCGUGUACUCUAUCAAAAGAGAAGCUAGAACCGUCUAUAUUUACGGUAUUAGUAGAAGAUGGCUGUACUACAGUCUUCUGCCAUCUCGUUGGUAUAGAAUUAUUGUCUUGAGAUGUAGAUGGGCGUAUCCUAACCGUGACUUUAACGGAAGUGAGCGCGUUAGAUUGUUUAUUCCUUGGAGACAUAUCUAGUUAGUCUUUUGCAUAUAUUUCGGUAUUUCGCGAUCGCUGUAGUACUCCAAGUUGCUUCGCUUCUUACUUUCUCGACGACGGGAUGAACAAAUGAAUAAAAUAUUUACAAGGCAAAUAACAGACGAUAGUGACGAUAAUGGUGAUAAACCUAACCCAAAGCUCUAUAUCGUCGUAUUUCUGUUAAUAAUCUGUCUACUCUUGGUUGUAUCAUCGGCUGUUGUAGCCCGUACUUGGUAUAUACGCAGACGUGCUAUGGUUUUAGGUUUGGAUUAUCCACCCCAGACCGGUCUAUUCCCGUUCUUCAACGGUCACAUGAACUCAAACAACGAGGGUAGCGAAAUGGAGAACCUAGGACAAUUAGGUAAAAAGCCUGAAUUGUUUGAAGUUUAUUUAGACAGAGACACUACCGUUCAAUUCGAUAAACAGCGCCCAUUCGCAGCCACUUUAUCAGUUCCACAGGAGAUGAUAUCUUCAUUAAACCCUUCUGAUCAGCCUGAAUCUGAUAGCGAUAGCUAUCUCCCAAACCCCAGCUGGUAUAAUGCUUCUGCACAGCUUGCACGUUUUUCUCGAACAAGAAGCAGAUUCUGGCCUCCAGUAUACCGCGGCAGAGAUGCACAAUACGAUCGUAGACGUCGUUUACAAGCUCUUGCUGAACUCGCUCGUGAGCGCCAGGAAGAGGAGCGUCAAAGGAGAUACGCUGAGCGUAACCCCACAAAAUCACUUCCACCCCCUAUUAAGGAGAACGUCACAACUCCCUCAAUCAGUUUAUCAAUGUUAGUAGAACUCCCGACAAAGAAUAAAUCGGUCGAUGAACUCCCUGAUCUCGUUAUCGGUUUAUCAGAGACAAAGUUAAAACAGUCUGCAACUAAAGAUGUCGAACAGUUAGUCCGAAUUUCAUUAUAA